UAUGUUUGCCUUAGCUCUGGGCAAACAGCAAUCAGGACUUUGUACAUGAGGUCAUUUUGGUGAGCAUUCUAUUUCAGGAACACCCAGACCAGCUGAUCUCAAGUUGCACAGAUGAUAACCCAGUCUUCAAGUCAGAGAGCAAUUUCUUAUGUCAGUUAAAGUCUGCAAAUAAAUUAAAGAGCAUCUCAAAAAGUCAGCACAAAGCAGAAGAUUAAGACUAGCUUCAGACUUGAUGCUGCAAGGACCAAAACAUGAAAGUGGAAUCACUCAGAGAAAAACAUGGUAUCACAGAAAUCUGGAAACACAACGGAAAAUUCCUUCAGUAAGACUAGCUCAGUGAUACUGCAGAAUAGUGUUUUCUAUUCCUAUUUUUCUUGGUAAGUGGAGUUUGCACCCGUAAGACAUGCCAAGAGAGACAAGAAAAGCAAUGUAUUAAGGUUGUGUGCAAGGUGACUGCUGUGGGUAAGUCUGGAACCUGGCUGAAGGUAGCUAAUGCCCAACAUGGACAAAGGAGUAUUUAGUGAGCUGGGCUUCUGAAUCCCUGUCCUGGCCUACUCCCGUGGCAGCCUGCCCCUCAUUCCCCAUGGCUCUGCCAUAGUCCCACAUGUGCCUGUCAGCCCCUCUGCCCAGGGGACCCACGCAAGAGGUUCUGAGAAGAUGCCCCUGUGCUGAUCUCACUCCGGUCACUGUUUAUUUCUGCUGCAGGGUCCUGUUCUGGGAGAUGACGAAAAUGCCAUUCAAGGGAGUCAGCAUUUAAAAUGGGUCGUUAGAGAGAAACGUCACAGGUGUCUUUGCUAAAGAUAGCCUGGUGCUGAGUAAAACAGUGCCUCCAAAACCUUCAUUUCACAACAUGCUCACUCAGCAUAAUAACUUGGGCCCCAAACACCCCCCAGUGCCAGACAGCUCCCAUCAUUUUCCGCGGCUCUCCAUCAUUCCCUCAUGACCACCUCUCAGGAAGCAGCAGCAGGAUGGGAAUACGUCUCUCUCCUUUGCCAGUUCUUACAAGAAUGAGGCAUUUCCUAUGGCACGGACUCAGUGAAGGGCGGUUUGGAGGACUAGAUGGGAACAGUGCCAGGGCGCCGAGGCUAAGAGUGCGGAGUGGGUUGGGAUGGAGGGGGAGAGCAGCGAGCUUGGUGUCCCCCGGGCGAAGCCAGUGGAGGGGGAGCAGACGGCGCCAGGCUGUGGAGCCGUAUGUGCCUCCCCAUCACGGUUCCAUCUCCUUUCUCUCUCUCUCGUCUUCACCCACACACUCACACCAUUCUCACAUUGCUGAUUCAGGGGAAAGAGAGGUUGAUGCUUUCUGCUUGGACUGGGCACCACAAACUGUUUUUCUUGAACAGGAGGAAAAAACACCUCCCGUCAACCGUCACAAGUUCUCCCCCAUCUUUUCUCCUCUAUUCCUCUCUCAUGUGAUCCCAUGGGCUGUGUAACACGGAGGGCAUGACGGACCACUACAAAGCAGUCCCCUGGGCACAAUGAGGCACACAAGGUUGCACCAGGUUCCUCUACACUGAUCCCACUCCUCAGGAGACUGAAGAGCCGUGUGUGAUAAAAGAGACGAGAGCCAUCACCACAAUAGGGAGCUGCUGUUGUGAGGCGUACCACUUGCUCUCUUUUAUCCUCCACCUUCUACAACCAACUGAGGAAAACUAGAGAGCGAGCAAGGAUCCUUCCACAGCGAAGAAGCAGCCGCUCUGAGUCACCUCACCUCCAGGAAAAGCCCCAGCCCAGCCCUCAGGGGAUGAGCCACUGAGGGGCUCGGGUGUCUGACACCCAUGUGAAGGGCUGAUUAAGUCCGAAAGAGUCACAGCCAGUGGGUUGCUGGAAAGUGUGAGCCACAACAGUGGGGGUUCUCUGAGGCAAAAGGGGCUCCAGGAUGAGGCACAUGGGUGGAAAUGUAUUACCCCAUGCAAAGCUCAGCAGCUACAUGGGAGUUAGGACAAUCCCCCUCAGCACACGAGCUUGGGUGGGUUUUCCCCAGUGCUGCUAGAGGAGGAGGGUCCCUUGCUCACACCCCUCGCAGUGCCACAGAAUGCAGCCCCUCUUCUCAGUGCUGGUUGCUUCUCCUGGAUGCUCCUUUCUGUCUCCUCAGACCACCUCAGCUUUGUCCCAGAUUGCCCCUAGGCUCUAGAUGGAUGGGUUACAUGUGCCCUGGUUGGAGCUCACCAUACACCCUUUCCUCGUGCUGCCUGUGAACUGGCCAAUGAGAAAAAGCCCAAAAAAUCAGCACAUUUGAAGGAUUAAAGAAGGAAAAAAAAAAAACCCACACCAAAAACCCAACAACAAUAAAAAAAGAACAUCAGAAAAAAGACCAACGUGUUCUCAAAAGCCCUGAAACAAUUAGAGAGAAGCUGUAAGAGGCGGAAAGAUCAAACCAAAAAAGGUAAGAGAUGAAAGAAAAACAUGAAGGGCACUUGCUGGGAAGUGUCUUCUACACUUUUUCCAUUCUCUAUGUAGAAGCAAAACUUGUAAGAAAAACAACAGCGACCCAAAGAAUUUCCACUAAAAGAUGCUUAGAGCAGUCUCUCUGGUCCCUCCCUCCUCUCUCUCACUGGCUUCAGCCCUGCCUUCACGUGCCUCAAACUUAUACUGGUUUUUUUGGUCGUGACGCAUCUUCUUAGUGAUACGAGGAAAUUAGCUGCCCACCCGCGGUAUAAGGGCAUCUAGGGAAAUGCUUUGAUCAGAGAGAGAGACAGCACAAGAGCAAGCACUUCCACCUGACCCUCCCUUGGUUCAUCUACACACUCUAACAUCUUCUUUGCCCAUACUUCAUUUUUGCUGAUCUCUUAAAUCUUCUGACUGAACAAGCACGGACCUGAGCGGGAAGAAGCAGCCUCCUGCCUCUCUUGGAUACCACCAUGAGGCUGGUGUCCCUGGUGAUGUUCCUCACCUUCAUUCUGCUGGUUUUCAAUGCUGGCCACAUCCUACCAGGAGUAGUGGAGGGGGAAAGCAGGGAGCAGAAAGUGUGGGCCAGAGCAGGGAGUUCAGCCGUGCUGCCUUGCCACCUGAGCCCCAGAAAGAUGUGGAAGAGCUGGAAGCAGCUGCCUGACAAGACAUCCGUGCUGUGGAAGAGGCAUGGGGGAAGCACCCACCAGGAGCCACACGUGGUGCUGGAGGUGGGGUACUCGGGUCUCCGGAAGACGGCAUUGCCCAUGAGGCCCCGGGUGUCAGUCCAGGACUCUGCUUUACGCAAUGGCAAUUUCUCCCUGCGAAUCGACCCAGUCCGGAGCGAGGAUGCUGGGCUCUAUGAGGCACAGGUGGCAUACAACACGGAGGUCCAGAGCUGCCAGGUGGAGCUGGGGAUAAUUACAGUAACCCUCAGUCCACCCAGCCCUGUGGUAGAAAAUGAGCCACUCUUGUUGAGCUGCAACUCUAGCCAUCGAGCCACCCUCAUGGAGACACGCUGGUUCCACAAUGGGCACCUGGUCCCCACCUCCGGGACCUUCUGGUCCUUGCAUGGGGCUCUCUCCAUCCUCCGGCCAGCCAUGAGUGAUGCGGGCUCCUGGUGCUGCCAGCUCAGAUACUCUGAUAAUGAGAUCAUUUCUGCCACAUACAACCUGCAAAUUCUAGGUUUUGAUGGCCCAAUGAACCCUGUGGUCUAUGCUGCAGCUGGCUCUGCAGCUGAUCUACCAUGCACCCUGAACUACCUUCCCAGUGCCUUUGGGAUCAACGUGGUGACAGCCCACUGGAGCCACCUUGCAGGAGGACACUUGGAAGACUGGGGCAUCUCCCAGAAUUUGAGCAGCAGAAGCUUCCCCCUUCAUCUCCCUGUGGUGGGGCCAGGUGAUGCAGGGUGGUACCGCUGUGCUGUCUCCGUUGGCAGCAAGACAAUCAGCAGGGAUGUGACCUUGGCAGUGGUUACAGUCACUGCAAGCAUCCAGGGACCAGUUUCUGAGGGGUCUCGCUUGCUGCUCAUCUGCAGCCUCACACACCCCUGGGGACAUGAGCAUUUCCAGUGGAAGCACCUCGACUCAGCCCCCACUAACAGCAAGCUGGCUGUGGCCACCUCCCGUAACCUGGAGAUCCACAGGUCCCAGAUGGGCCCUACCUUGGAAAUACCCCGAGUGUCACAAAAGGAUACAGGCACGUGGGAAUGCAGUGUAUAUGGCCCAGAGGGCAGGCUGGGAGCAGCGGAGUACGGGCUGCAGAUCACAGGCACGGUCUCCUGCCUUCCCAGCACUGGAAGGGAUGGUUGCAGUCACUGUGCCAAGUAAGAAGGAGAUGGAGGAGAACAAGAAAGAGAAGAUCCAGCAAACUGAGUGCUGAUGGGAGCAGAGACACUGGGCCCAGUCUGCAUGGAAGGAUGAAACUCUGUGUGCCAUGCUGCAGAGAGAUGGGAACCAUGCAGACCUCUCAGGAGGGUCUAGGGAUGGCAUGAACAUAGCAGGAGGCCAUGGAAGCUCUGUACCUGCAGAGGGGCUGGAAGCUGCGUAGCAGGGCAAGAUGAGACCACCGCUGCAGUACGGUGGCAGGCAGCACAGACGCUUUGGAGCUAUUGGGAGUAUUUGAGCCAGUAGUUAUUGCCUGCUUCAGUGCCACUUCUCUCUCCCAGCCUUUGCCCUUCCUUCACGGCCCCUCUCACAGCCUUUCACUGGUGGGACACUUAAAUGCGGGAGAUGGCUGGAAUCCAGCUCCCCUGUAGCCGGAUGGUGUUUUCUCCCCGCUGCCCACUUUCUUCUCCCUCUCCCCGCACUGCCCUGCUCUUGUGCUCAUUCAGUGGCAGAGGGGACCCCACAGAGGACUGCACAUGUUGCACAUUUUGAGCGUUUUAUUUUAUUAGAAACUCAUUUUAGAACCUAAAAUAAAUCCAUCUGACAAAAACACCUGCUGG
Messenger RNA from Grus americana (Whooping crane), 4831 nucleotides. It is a transcript of the gene LAG3, whose product is annotated as lymphocyte activating 3. Gene Ontology annotation, cellular component: membrane raft; external side of plasma membrane. Gene Ontology annotation, molecular function: protein tyrosine kinase binding; MHC class II protein binding. The record is from RefSeq and is a predicted model, not a curated record. Lineage: Eukaryota; Metazoa; Chordata; Aves; Gruiformes; Gruidae. Gene Ontology annotation, biological process: positive regulation of ERK1 and ERK2 cascade; interleukin-15-mediated signaling pathway; T cell activation. The transcript is spliced from 7 exons. Bases 2859 to 4214 code for a protein of 451 amino acids.